UUCAUUGACUUUAGUUGCAAGCACUCUCCAGAGUUAGCAAAUUUACUCACGUAAACUUUCUUUUAUUAGAAAGGUAUUUUGACAUAUAGAGAGAAUCAGAGAAUUAUGAAGCGACAUAACACAUGUAAAGAGAAGCACACAAUAAUACAGAGAAUUAUAAAAGCAACAAACAAACAACACUCCUUUACAACCCUCCACAUAUCAUAAUAGAGAUACAACUCAACAAGGUCCCUCCCUUCCUCUUUGAUUAAAAUAACAAUCAUAGAUAUCAAGACUAUUUUAUGUUGUAUUUAUAAUAUUAUUAUAAGUUAUUUAUAAGACUAAAUGAUUGUCCCUACAAAAGCAUUUUGUAUUUGGAAAAGAUAUGGACAUAGGCACAAUCUAUACACACAAGGACUGGUGGAACUGGAUAAGCUCUUAAAAUAAAUUUGAUUUCUAAAAUAUAUAAUUCAUAUAGUCCCCACUAACUUAAAGUAUCAUCAAAUCUAUAUAUAAACACCAUUUUCAACCACUUCAGGAAAUAAAACAGCACAAGAAAAACCAAAAAAAAAAAGAGAGUAAACAUGUCUUCAGAUCACUUACCUUCUUCAUCUCAAGUCUUCCGAGAACAUUUCAUCUCGAGAAAAUUGCUUCAGCAACUGCCAUUUAGUCACACCAUACAACAGCAACAAGCUCAUGCACCUGAAAAGAACAACUUGAGCGGCAACGUUCUCCUUCUUCUCUCAGUCCUUGUGUGCGGUAUCAUCUGCUCACUUGGGUUGCAUUACGUAAUCCGCUGCGUGUUCAGACGUCACUCGAGCUUCAUGAUCUCUGAACCCAUCUCAAGCCCGUCCACACUAGCAGCAAACAAAGGCAUCAAGAAGAAAGCUCUCAAGAUGUUCCCUGUAGUGAAAUACUCACGUGAGAUGAACCUCUCAGGGCUCGGCGAGGAUUGUGUUAUUUGUUUGUCUGAUUUCGUAGCUGGUGAACGGAUACGGCUGCUUCCUAAGUGCAACCACGGGUUCCACGUUCGUUGUAUCGACAAGUGGCUUACGCAACAUAUCACUUGUCCGAAAUGUAGACACUGUCUGGUUGAGACAUGCCAAAAGAUCUUAGGCGACUGUGAUGAGGCUGGUCAGGUUGCAGCACCAAGGGAAAGCAUCGAUGUCAUAAUUGCUCCUCUAGAACGUGAGGCAAGAGUAAACACUUUUAGAGAAAGCAGAUAGAGUAUAUGUCAAGAAACAAUUAGAUUUCAAGAAUUUGGUUCUUAUUUUUUAGAUUUGAACAUAAUUUAUGUUUCUAGCCAUAAUAUUCAAAAUCAAAUACAAUGAAGCUUUUACUUUUCCUUGAA
Messenger RNA from Brassica rapa (field mustard), 1330 nucleotides. RefSeq names its product RING-H2 finger protein ATL77. The record is from RefSeq and is a predicted model, not a curated record. Gene Ontology annotation, molecular function: transferase activity. NCBI's taxonomy places the organism in Eukaryota, Viridiplantae, Streptophyta, Magnoliopsida, Brassicales, Brassicaceae. Gene Ontology annotation, biological process: protein ubiquitination.